Conger conger (European conger) is the source of this 2778-nucleotide messenger RNA. RefSeq names its product zinc finger protein ZIC 1-like. Gene Ontology annotation, biological process: regulation of transcription by RNA polymerase II; central nervous system development. The transcript is spliced from 2 exons. Gene Ontology annotation, molecular function: RNA polymerase II cis-regulatory region sequence-specific DNA binding; DNA-binding transcription factor activity, RNA polymerase II-specific. The coding region runs from base 1 to 1605 and encodes 534 amino acids. The record is from RefSeq and is a predicted model, not a curated record. Lineage: Eukaryota; Metazoa; Chordata; Actinopteri; Anguilliformes; Congridae. Gene Ontology annotation, cellular component: nucleus.
AUGACUAGCCUGCCGAGGUUCAGUGGUUGCCCUCUUUCUUACGUCUGUCCUGGGGAUCACAAUACUGAAACCAGCGUGGUGCUGCCACCUUUGGCAGGGGCGCAUACGGGACACCCCACAGGCAGUCCCUUAAAACUCUGCCCCUCGCACAGUUCACAAGACUACCCUGAGACUAGGUCCAGUACUUAUCAGGGUUAUUUUGUCCCUCAGACUCCAGACUCUGGAUACUCCAGCCAUCGGCUAGAACAUGGUCCAAGGGGCUCUGUUGCUGGAGCAAAUCUCCUUGGAAAAGACAUGCCACCGGUAUCUGAUGAACUGGCGCCAAGAACCUCUCAACAUGGCGUUAUCGGACGGUAUAGUGACCUCACCAACUAUAGAGAAAGGAGAAGUCAAGCCUUUUUCUCUGCUUACCACGAACAGGCCCAGGGGUAUCCCGAUGCAGCUCGAGACCUCAGCAGCCAAAUGAUGCUCAGUCUACCAAGGGAUUUUCUCUCAAGAACAAACCCUUAUAGUCAUUCCCUUGAUGGCCAAAGGGGCAGCAAACAACAGGUAGUCACCCAGUUUAUGACUUUCUACAAACCACUGAACAUGGCCAUACCAGGAGCAGGAAGCGACUCUUACUUCAGGUUCUCUAGGCAAAACAUAAAGUGCGAGAUGGUUUGCAAGUGGAGUGGCAGUGAAGAGGAAUCUGCAAAGCGGCCUUGCGGGAUGAAUUUUGACACAAUGUAUGCGCUUGUCACCCACAUAACGAUGGAACAUGUAGGGGGACCAGAGCAAGCAGAACACAUUUGCUACUGGGAGGACUGCCCGAGGGAGAGGAAGCCAUUCAAAGCCAAAUACAAGCUGAUAAACCACAUCAGAGUCCACACUGGGGAAAAACCCUUCCCCUGCCCCUUCCAUGGCUGUGAGAAACUGUUUGCAAGAUCAGAGAACCUGAAGAUUCACAAGCGAAUACAUACAGGUGAAAAGCCUUUUAAAUGUGAUUUCUCGGGAUGCCAUCGGAGAUUCGCUAACAGCAGUGACCGGAAGAAGCAUUCCCACGUGCACUCCAAUGACAAACCGUACGCGUGUAAGGUCAGAGGGUGCCAGAAGUGCUACACCCAUCCCAGCUCACUUCGAAAGCACAUGAAACUGCACUGCAAGGUAUACAUGGCGAAAACCGAGGAGGACUGUAAGGAUAACAUUGAGCUCGUUGCCGAAACCAGGUCGCCUGAACUAACGCCUCCACAAAGUUCAUCCUGUCCUAAAGUUCAAAUGUCGUGUUCCGUGCUCCCUACGACGCCACAAGACUCUGUUUCAAUGGAGAAAGGAGAUGGUUCCUCCACGAUACCACGUUAUGUCCACAUGUACGACAACCUGGAUUGCGCACAACGAUCGCAGUCUCUCCUUGACCCUUUGCUGUUGCAAAGAGAACAGUACAGGACUGAGUUCGUACAGUACGCCACCAACCAGCCAAGCUACAGUUUUGUCCCGAGCCAUCAGACCUUUCAGUCGCACAGUGGCUCACCGUUCCAAAAAAGUAUUGCGAACGGCUGGUACACAUGUCACAGCGGCCCAGAGACUUUCUCCUCAAAACACAGUGACAGUGACAGAUCCUCUGUGUGACUAAAUUAUUGCGCAUAAGCUAUAUAAUUGUGUGUGCGUCAAGUUAAUAUUUAUUUAAUUCAUCCCCAUCAGACAUGUCCUAAAAUUAAUGACUAAUUGUGUUGUUUUGUCAUUAGUUUUGGUUCUAUGUAAUUCACCAGAACAACAUUUGCUCCUCAGCAUUUUCAGUGGGCGUUUUGCGUUUAGAUUGAACAGUCCCGUCACCAUGCACCUUGUGACUGAUAGACUUUUUCUGUGUCAUUUUGGCUUGUCUUAAUUAGCUUGGUAUGUGACAACACUUUUUCUCUAUCAGCAACGUCAAGUCAUUGCGUCUGCUUUUAGUGGUUUAAAUGAAAGCAUAUGACAUUUAUUUACCUCCCAUUAUAAGGUGUUAUUUAUUAUGCUUGCUUGUGUAUAAGGCAAGCGAUAUAGCAAACAAAGAGCAAUUAUGUAGUAGUCUAUGUUUUAAAUGUUGUGCUCACUUUAUGACCUUUUAGAUGCGAAAAGAAGCGGCAGACGGUUUUUUAAGCAAUGGAAGUGAUUGUAUGAGAUGUCUAACUGGGAAAUUCAGUUGAACCGCAAAUCCUAGCGACAGAAUUACGUAGGCUAAAUGAUGGUUGUGCUUUUCUUGUACUUGUUCGGUUACCUAAGCCGCGGCCAAUGCAAAACGGCAAAUAUCUCGCGUUUGGACGGAAUCACCCUUUAGGCUAAAUUCGCCGAACUAUUUUGUAUAAUUGUUCCUGAAACAUAUGUUCCAGAAUGAACAUGUAUCGUAGAAUAGCAACAUGUGAAUUAAAUGUGAUAUUUGAAAUCGCGCUACCUAGCGUAUCUGUAUUAUUUAGAUUGUUCUUAUGUUUAUAUAAAUAAUAUGUUUAAAUGUAAUGUUUAUCCCAUUACCAUUAUGUAUUUCCUUAUUGUGUCGCCUUUCCAAAUACUGUGAGAUCAAAUAGGCUAUUCAGUUGAUGCGAUAAAUAUUCUACUUAAUGUAAACGAAGCUCAUUCAUCGUCAAGCAGGACUGUAUUUUUUUACAGUGCAUGCCUUGGUUGGAGAAGCUAUUUGCUGAUUGGGCCUCCUGCUCACGUGCUGUCCUAGAUUUUGUUUCUUUUUAUUUACGGGAUAUGACAUUUUUACGCGGAUUAUGUAAACUACAUGCUCAGCCCCUACUGUAUGUCAGCUUAAUGUAUGUAGGCUAA